GUUAGGUCCUUACUGCUGCUUCAGUUAAGUUCGAUCGUCCCAACGAGCACACACCGCUUCCAGAGUUACAUCGGACGAGGUGCAAGUAACUGUCGGUUGGUCAGUUGUCAGUGAACAUUUUACAGCACGCACAAAAAUGCGCUUUUUUGUGGUUUUUGCUGCCUGUUUGGCCGUUGCCUCCGCGGAUAUUGGACUGAAGCUUCGUCAAGCUGCAGCUGCCGGUGCAGCGAGCAGCUAUGACGUUGGACAGCAAUCGGUAACGGUGGACUAUGCGCCAGCGGUGUACGAGGACACCAUCGUCGAUGGUGGUCGUUCCUUUGCCAACGGACCGGGCGCUGAGUUUGCCGAUGUUGGCUCGCGAUCCUCGUUCAGUGGCGCUAGUGCGUCGGCUGGCGCUGUAUCGGGUGCUGCGUCCGGUGCCGUAUCGGGUGCCAGUGCUGGAGCAAGUGCUGGAAGCGCUGAGUACAACGCCGGCUACCAGGCAGGACUUCGUGCCGCUUACUCCGGUGCUUCGGCCAACGCCGGAUCUAAUGCACAAUCUUCGGUCGGUGUGGCCGAUACGCGAUUCGGCUCGUCCGGCUCGUUCUCGGGUGCGUCCUCCGGUAGCUCCAGCUUCGCCAGUGGUUCGUCGUUCGGUUCGUCGUCCGGCGCUUCUAGCUCGGCCGCUGCCCAGACGAACGUCCGCUAUGCGGCACCGGUGAUCCAGAAGCACUUCUACUACCAUGUCGCACCGGAGGAGCCGAAGGCCGCUGCCGAAGCCAGCACGCUGACCAUUACGCCCCGCAAACACUACAAGGUCAUCUUCAUCAAGGCUCCGUCUGUCAGCGCCAAUGCCGGUGCUGCGGCCCAGGCUGCGAGCAGAACCGAGGAGAAGACGAUCGUGUACGUGCUGGUUAACAAGCCGGCUCAGGCUAAGGCUGGUUCGGUUGCCGACGCUAGCUCGUUCUCGUCCGGCAAGCCGGAGGUCUACUUCGUCAAGUACCAGGGCAAGGACGCGCAGGCCAAUGCAUUCGCCGAUGCUCAGUCGUUCAGCGGUGCCGGUGCCAACUCGGGUUCGUUCAGCGGUGCCAACGCCGGUGCAUUCAGCGGUGCAUCCGCUGAUGCUGGCGCUUUCAGUUUGGGCGGUGCCGAUGCUGGAUUCGGCGGUAGCUUCGAUGGUUCCGCCGGUUCGUUCGCCGGUGCGUCCAGCUCUGCCGGAUCUUCCGGCAGCGAGUACGAUUACAACCUCCGCUCGGCUGUGGACUCGGACGAUUCGGCUGCCGGUGCCUUCAACUCAGCCGCCACCGCUGGAGCUGCCGCCGGAGCGCAGGGAGUGUCCGCCUUCAAUGGAGCCGUUGCUGGUGCUAAUGCUGGCGCUACCGCUGUCAAUACUGUCGUCUACUAAGGUCUCGUCACCUGCUACCCUAAGUGAAAGAGGCAGCCAACCCAACCCAAAGCGCUAGUGUUUUUUUGUCUUGUGGACAGUGCACGAUAAAGACUGUGACGGUUACAGCAGCCAAGCGAUGAGAUUACGUACGGAACAGGUCAACUACACACCGGAAGCGGACAAACUGCCCGAACUAAGUUAGUCAUGUGUGAUGGGAGUCACACCGCAACUCUUCUCCAGCGAAAAUAUCCUACAACUCCAUUUACGAACCCUCUGUAUCCUUCUGCUUCUCGGCACUCUGUACCAAUUAAUCUUGUCUUUAUUUUGUUUCCUAACUAAGAUCAAUAAAAAAAAUACCAACAAUGUGUACAAAACAAUGAAAA
Molecule: messenger RNA, 1749 nt
Organism: Anopheles stephensi (Asian malaria mosquito)
Lineage: Eukaryota; Metazoa; Arthropoda; Insecta; Diptera; Culicidae
Product: fibroin heavy chain-like
Exons: 2
Coding region: 137-1384 (415 amino acids)
Source: RefSeq, a predicted model, not a curated record